Cyprinodon variegatus (sheepshead minnow) is the source of this 734-nucleotide messenger RNA. RefSeq names its product CMP-N-acetylneuraminate-beta-galactosamide-alpha-2,3-sialyltransferase 1-like. The record is from RefSeq and is a predicted model, not a curated record. Gene Ontology annotation, molecular function: beta-galactoside (CMP) alpha-2,3-sialyltransferase activity. The coding region runs from base 93 to 734 and encodes 213 amino acids. NCBI's taxonomy places the organism in Eukaryota, Metazoa, Chordata, Actinopteri, Cyprinodontiformes, Cyprinodontidae. The transcript is spliced from 5 exons.
GUUUACAAGAAUCCCUUUUUAUGGAAGUCAAAUAAACGGCUUCCAGAGAAAAUUACGGAAGGUUUGUAAAAAAAUGACAGGAGCCACAAAACAUGUACUCUUUCAUCAGGACAUUCAAGCUGAAGCUGUUGAUUUAUCUACUGGCUCUGACUGCCCUCGCUGUGUUUCUAAAGUCAGACUUCACUGACUGGCUUCAGCUGCAGCUUCAAAGUCAAAGCUUGUGUGCUUGUGAAAAAUGUUUGUCUGAGGAUAACCUGUUGGCCCUUCAUCGCCUAAGGGGACUUGAGGAACCAUUUUUGUCUGUGAAUACCACCCUCUCUGAGGAUGCUUUCAAUUGGUGGAAGCUCAUACAGGGGGAACAAAGAGACUUCUUUUACUACAGAGCAACAGUACAAAAGCUAUUUGAGCUUUUCCCACCGAUGGCUGAUUUAAAAAAACCCAGUUCUGACAGCUGCAGGACUUGUGCUGUUGUGGGAAAUUCAGUUAAUUUAAAAGGAACACAUUAUGGACCGCUGAUAGAUUUUCAAGAUGUUGUUAUGAGAAUGAACGCCGCUCCUAUCAAAGGCUAUGAAAGUGAUGUUGGGACCAAAACAACUCAUCGUGUCAUGUACCCAGAAAGUGCUGUGGAUUUAGAUCAUUCUACACAUCUAGUGCUGUUUCCAUUCAAGAUACAAGAUCUUGAGUGGCUCAUCAAUGCCUUUACAAUGGGAUUUUUUGGAAGGGUCAGAUCUUAG